Molecule: messenger RNA, 1239 nt
Organism: Hepatospora eriocheir
Lineage: Eukaryota; Fungi; Microsporidia; Hepatosporidae
Source: the annotation of a GenBank genome assembly
AUGCCACGAGGAAGACCAAGAAAAUAUCCAAGAAAAAUAGAAACAAAAGUGGAAUAUUCAGUAUCGUUGGCUAUACAUUACGAGAGGAUGCUAGUAGCAAUAAAUGUAAUGUUGGGUGAAAAAGAGAAAGUUUUGACAAGUGAGGAAGAAGAAUUUGUUCCCAAAUACAAAGAAGUAAUAAAUGAUAUUUUUUCUCAAAAUAUCACUAAUGAGCAACUUAAAAACUUAGAAUAUGGUAUUGAAGGAGUAUUAGCAAUGUCACAUGAGUUUAGUAGCAAAUCAAACUGUAUUUUUGCUAAUUUUCUAACAUUUCUUGAGAGAUUUGUCAGAUCAUGUGAUAAGCGUAGAACAUUAAGAGAAAACUUUAAAGAUAUGUUUUCUAAACUCAAGUCAACCCAAAGUAAUGAAAAGUAUUUUGAUAGUUUCUAUAAAAGGAUUUUUUUGUCAAAUGAAAAUCAAAUUAGUGAUUUUUAUGGACUAACUUUAUAUUAUUUCAUUAUUUCAACUGGAAUGAAAGAUGACCCAUUUAUUAAAUAUUGUGGUAAGAAGUUAGUUAUUCAUUAUUUAGUUGAUAUAUUAAAUUCGUAUAAAGGUGUAAAUUCAUUGGGUGAAAUAUCAGAUGAGGAUUUUAAUUAUAUAGUGGAUACGUUUUCCUCGAAAGUCAACACCUUCAAUGGGCUUAUUUAUUUUGAGUAUAUUAAUAAGACUAAUUUAGACAAAGUUGUAUUUAUUUAUAUAGCUUUACUUAUUAGAAGAAAAAGACUAGCAUAUAUUGAUGAAUUUUCAGAAGGAAUGUUGAUGUAUUGUAUAAUCAACUAUGUGGUUGAAUUAGAUUUUAAUGUUAAAGCAUGUUUAGAAUUAUUCAUAAAGUAUGAUUUAAGAUCAGAGCUUCUUUUCAAAGGGAAAAAAAUAGAAAAUUACGAAUAUUUGAUGAAAGAGUUUAGAAAGGAAAUUCAGUUGCAAUUUAUUGAUAUUGAAAAAGAAAUAUCACCAUAUGUUUAUCCUCAUUAUACUUAUGAGGCUAAAUUUAACAUUAAUCAAUCAGUUAAGCCAUCUAAUGGAAUUACAUUUGAGUACAUUUCAGUUAAUAAUUCAGCAAGAACAAGUAAUCAAUCAUUAAAUGAAGUUAAUACUCCAUUUGAAAGCAAAAGAAUAGAAAAAGUGGAUAAAAAGCAUGAAAUAAAUUACAAUGAUAGAGGAAGGCAUAUGCGAUCUCAACGAAAACUUAUUUUUAAUUAA